AUGCCUUCACAAACUUUAUUGAUUGAUUUUCCAGCGGUUGUCAAAUCUAAAGUAUUGGAAAAACUUGGCGUUUACUCGAUUUUAAAACUACGCAAAGUUUGCUAUAAUCUACGUCAGUUUAUCGAUGAGAGCCCAUUGAAAUUCAACAACUGUGCAAUUAAAGUCAGGACAUUUGGAGAUUGCAUAUCAAUUAUUAUGGAAUCACCUGAAAUAGAUAGUCUUGUUUUCCGUGCAGAUGGAAACCGUUGCACAAUGGAAUGGGAAAAACCUAACGGAGUUCGGAAGAAAGUGAUGGAGAUAGGAAAUUAUAUAGAUGUGUUUUUGAAAGAACUCGGACAGAUUAUGAAGCAUCAAGAACGAGUUCUCGAAGAAUUGACUAAAAUCGGAUGUGUUCAUACCGAUGAAGUGGUUUUUGAUGAAUGUACCGUUGACCAGAUUGCCAAAUUUUUGCCGUUUUUUCACUCCGAUGAUUUGAACAAAAUUCGAAUUGAACUCCCCUACGAAGAGGAUGAGGUGGAUGACUUCCGAAUGUUGAAUUUGCAAGAAAUCAAACAUUUGGAGCAGUGGAAAAACUCAAAAUGUGUGAAACUUAAAGCAUGGGAUUUUUGUGUUCGAAUUCAAGAUUUCUUACAUUUCGAGGAAGUUGAUAUUGAUUGUAAAAUGAUGCCAGUUCAAAAUAUUGUUUUGCUAAAAGAGAGUUUUCUGACAUCUUCAACGUUGACAAGUUUUGAUAUGCUAAUAGACGAUAAUUUCAAUGAAAGAGAGCAACUCCAUGCAUCUUUUGGAAUGCCUUCACUUCCAGUCGAUCAGAGUGAGCCAAAGGAAAAAUGGUUCUUCCGGAUUCCAAAUAAUCGGGAAGUUUUGAGUGUCACUUUUAAUAAGACGGAUCGGUUCAAUUUCCGGAGAAUUGAUAUUCUAGAUGUUGCAAAAGGUGCUGUGAUUAAAUAG
Caenorhabditis remanei is the source of this 948-nucleotide messenger RNA. RefSeq lists its product as uncharacterized. The transcript has 4 exons. The record is from RefSeq and is a predicted model, not a curated record. Gene Ontology annotation, molecular function: protein binding. Lineage: Eukaryota; Metazoa; Nematoda; Chromadorea; Rhabditida; Rhabditidae. The coding region runs from base 1 to 948 and encodes 315 amino acids.